AGUCCCCCCCUCCUCCUUACUCCAGAUACCCAAUGGAUUUUCUCAAACCAACUGCAGCCUGUCCAGAUGCUGUGCCUUCCUCCGUGGAAACCGGGGGAACGAAUUAUCUGGCCCCUGGGGGGCUUUCAGAUUCCCAACUUCUUUUGAAACCUGGGGAUCGGUCACACUGGUGCGUGGUGGCAUACUGGGAGGAGAAGACGAGAGUGGGGAGGCUCUACUGUGUCCAAGAGCCCUCCCUGGAUAUCUUCUAUGAUCUACCUCAGGGGAAUGGCUUUUGCCUCGGACAGCUCAAUUCGGACAACAAGAGUCAGCUGGUACAGAAAGUACGGAGUAAGAUUGGCUGUGGCAUCCAGCUGACGAGGGAAGUGGAUGGCGUGUGGGUGUACAACCGUAGCAGUUACCCCAUCUUCAUCAAGUCCGCCACACUGGACAACCCGGACUCCAGGACGCUGUUGGUGCAUAAGGUGUUCCCUGGUUUCUCCAUCAAGGCUUUCGACUAUGAGAAAGCAUACAGCCUGCAGCGGCCCAAUGACCAUGAGUUCAUGCAGCAGCCAUGGACGGGCUUCACCGUGCAGAUUAGCUUCGUGAAGGGCUGGGGCCAGUGCUACACCUCAACAGCCGGUAGUUGUGUGGGGAGAAGAGGACAGGACGGAGCGUGAGCCGAGCAGGCCACCAUUCAAACUACUUGCUGCUAACCUUUCCCUCCCGAGUGCUUGCUUUUCAUGCAAACUCUUUGGUCGGUUUCGUUGUUACCAUUGUUGGUGUUGUUUUUUGUUUUUGUUUUAUUUUUGUUUUUCCUUCUCGUUGUCCUUGUUUGUGUUUUGUCUUGUUCUUUGAGAAAUAGCUUGUGAUGAAUUAGUUUGUUUUGGUUUUUUUUAUUUUUUUAUUUUUUUGAGGUGGUGGGUGUGGUCGACAGGACACCCCGACAUGAAAAUGGGAAGCAAAAGUCAGCACUGCCAAAUAUGGUAUAUGAAAGUGGGUACUGCCUUCCCUUCGGAUCGGCAUUGUCAGGAGUGGAUGUUCGGUCGUGUAGGGUUGUGCAUGAACGGCAGAUGGGGAGAUGCUUUUUGUGUUCCUUAUGAAUGUCCCCAGCUGAGAGUCUGCAGUUUCAAGCUGUUUGUCUCUCGAGCCCUUUGGACAUGCUCAGUGGGGCAGAGGCAGUACCUGGGCAGACUGGCAGCAGGGGUUCCAGCAGCUGCCAAACUUUGCCCCAGCCUGCCGAAGCCCCUGCCCUGCCUCCCCCCUUUUAGGACACGGGCCUAUCCACAGGCUUCUGAGAAGCCAGCCUGCUAGAGGCUGAACCAGAACCAAUUGUUUUCAUCCCUGUCUUACUGCCUCCUGUCACCCCGCUGCCAUGCCCAUGUCUGUCUUUUUUGGCCAUCUGCUCCUGGAUCUCUUUCUUGAGAUGGGCUUCCUAAGGGCUGCAGGGACAGCCCAGUCACAGUAUUGCUAACCCAGGACCCUCGGGCCCUUCAGCCGGUCCCCCUGCUGUGGUUUUUCAUCAGGUUUCUCCCAGAUGUGGAGAGUCAGCUCAGCACCCCAUCCCCAGCCUGUAUGUUGAGCUCUAUAGACCAGGGAGGGGCAUCCCUGGGAGGGAACUGCUCAGUGGCCCCCUUCCCAACAAGAAGGGUGUGGCCUGUCAUAGCGAAGGUACCAUCCUAGGCUGACUCCCAGCUCUUCUCUCAACUCAUACACUCGUAUGAUACUUUGACACUGUUCUUAGCUCAAUGAGCAUGUUUAGACUUUAACAUAAGCUAUUUUUCUAACUACAAAGGUUUAAAUGAACAAGAGAAGCCUUCUCAUUGGAAAUUUAGCAUUGUAGUGCUUUGAGAGAGAAAGGACUCCUUAAAAAAAGCUGAGAUUUAUUAAAGAAAAAUGUAUUUUAUGUUAUAUAUAAAUAUAUUAUUACUUGUAAAUAUAAAGACGUUUUAUAAGCAUCAUUAUUUAUGUAUUGUGCAAUGUGUAUAAACAAAAAUAAAGAAAAGAUGCACUUUGCUUUAAUAUAAAUGCAAAUAACAUGCCAAAUUAAAAAAGAUAAACACAAGAUUGGUGUUCUUUUCUAUGGGUGUUAUCACCUGGCUGAAUGUUUUUCUAAAGGAGUUUAUGUUCCAUUAAACAAUUUUUAAAAUGUAUACUUCA
This is a messenger RNA of Cricetulus griseus (Chinese hamster), 2139 nucleotides long. Lineage: Eukaryota; Metazoa; Chordata; Mammalia; Rodentia; Cricetidae. The record is from RefSeq and is a predicted model, not a curated record.